Messenger RNA from Trypanosoma cruzi, 666 nucleotides. Its product is annotated as rab7 GTP binding protein, putative. Gene Ontology annotation, molecular function: GTPase activity; GTP binding. The record is from RefSeq and is a predicted model, not a curated record. NCBI's taxonomy places the organism in Eukaryota, Euglenozoa, Kinetoplastea, Trypanosomatida, Trypanosomatidae. The transcript has a single exon. Bases 1 to 666 code for a protein of 221 amino acids.
AUGUCAUCGAAGCGUCAGUUGUUGAAGAUCAUUAUUCUUGGCGACAGUGGGGUCGGUAAGACGUCGCUUAUGCAUCAGUAUGUGAAUAAAAAAUUUGACAGCCGUUACAAGGCCACCAUUGGUGCCGACUUUCUUACGAAGGACUUGGAGUUGAACGGGCAAUUGGUGACGCUGCAGAUUUGGGACACUGCCGGCCAGGAACGGUUCCAGUCGCUCGGCUCCGCAUUUUAUCGCGGCGCGGAUGCCUGCAUCCUCGUCUUUGAUGUCACACAACAGGAGUCCUUCUCCCACAUAAGCUCCUGGUUGGAGGAGUUCAACAUUCAGGCGGGUAAGAGGGACAGCGUGCUGAUUGGCAACAAGACAGACCUUGCGGAUCGUCGGCAGGUGGCAAGCAAGACGGCACAGGCGUGGUGUGCGGCGCAGAGUGGAGAAACUGCUGCUGCUUCCGGCGGUAGUAGCAUCACCGCCAGUGGUUCGGGGGGAUGUUGCAUGCGGUACUUUGAGACGUCCGCAAAGGAGAAUACAGGGGUGGAGGAGGCAUUUAUAGCUAUUGCCACUGCCGCCCUGGCACAACGAGCCACUGUGGAUGAGGAUGUAGUGCUGCCGCAGUCUGUCAACCUCAGCCAACCCGCACCACGGGAGAAAAAGCAGGACUGCCUUUGUUAA